GAUAUGUUAAUAAUAAGAGCGAUAAAUAGUAAUAGACAUUGAGAAUUAAUAUCUACUUUAACUUUGCUUGCAUUUUUCUUUUGAUUUGAUUUCCUACCCAAUCUAACUAGAGAUACAGUUGAAAAUAAAUCUUCUAACCAAACGAAUUUAACAAAUAUGCUAUGUAAUAAUAACAUCAUGUUUUGUAAUGCAUGCAAUCAAACAAGAGACGGGAAGUUUUGUUCCGAAUGUGGAUCAAAACUAAACGAAGUGAAAAGUACUAUUUUACCCAACAAUCCUGCUACACAACAUUCUGAACAGAAAGAGAACCAUAGUAUAGAAAAUCAAUUUAAUGAAAAUAAAGAUGGAGUUUCUCAUAGUAAUGUUACAGGUUCUAAAGCAGUUGAAAAUGAAGAUCUAUUUUGUAUAACACAUCCUAAAACUUAUAAUUAUGAAGGUAUUAAAACUGUAGAAGCAAUUCCUGUAAGUUUGUUGGAGGAAUCGUCUUACAACAAAAUUGAUAGCAAAUCAAAUGAAAAUUCAGAAAAAACAGAGGAUCUAGCUGAGAAUAAGACUCAUGAAAGAAGUAACCAUUUAGUAUCAAAUCCAUCAGAAAACAAAAGUGUUUAUAGCCCAGCUGAAAGCAUUGGUAAUAACAAUGAUGGUAAAGAAAAACUAAAUAAUCUUAUAAAUAACACAAAAGAAAAAGAUAUGGCGCAAGCUGAGAUCAAGCCUUAUGAAAGAAGUAACAAUUUUGAAUCAAAUCCUUUAGAAAACAUGGGUGUUUUUAGCUCAGCUAAAAAUGUUGGAAAUAAAUCUGAUGAUGAAGAAAAACUUAAUAAUCUUUCAAAUAGCGCAAAAGUAGAAGAUGUGGAUCUACCUGAAAACAAACCUCAUGAAAAAAAUAAUCGUUUAGAAUCUAGUCCAUUAGAAAAAAGUGUUGGUAAUAAAGUUGAUGAUGAAGAAAAACUUAAUCUUUCAAAUAGCACAAAAGUAGAAGAUGUGGAUCUACCUGAAAACAAGCCUCAUAAAAACAAUAAUCGUUUAGAGUCUAGUCCAUUAGAAAAAAGUGUUGGUAAUGAAGCUGAUGAUGAAGAAAAACUUAAUAAUAUUUCAAAUAGCACAAAAGUAGAAGAUGUGGAUCUACCUGAAAACAAGUCUCAUGAAAAAAAUAAUAGUUUCGAGCCUAGUCUAUUAGAAAAAAGUGUUGGUAAUAAAGCUGAUGUUAAAGAAAAAAUUAAUAAUCUUUCAAAUAGCACAAAAGUAGAAGACGUGGAUCUACCUGAAAACAAGCCUCAUGAAAAAAAUAAUCGUUUAGAGUCUAGUCCAUUAGAAAAAAGUGUUGGUAAUGAAGCUGAUGAUGAAGGAAAACUUAAUAAUCUUUCAAAUAGCACAAAAGUAGGAGAUAUGGAUCUACCUGAAAAAAGUCUCAUGAAAAAAAUAGCCAUUUUGAAUCAAAUCCAUUAGAAAACAAAGGUGUUAGUAGCUCAGCUGAAAAUAUUGGUAAUAACAAUGACGAUAAGGAAAAACUAAAAAAUCUUUCAAACAACACUAAAGAAGAAGUGGAUAAAAAGGAAUUGGAUUUUUCAAUGCUAAUAAAGGAGACUGUUAUUAACUCGACUUUACUUGAAUAUGUAUCAGAUGAAUUGGUUACUGGAUAUAAUUAGUUAGUCAAACCUGGAGAAUCCUUAACAGAAGUCUUAUUACUUGAACGUAUUGCUGCAUUGCGAAUAACUUUGACAGUAUCAGCUCAAGUAUUGUGUACCUGGUUUCUUGGAGAAACUUUAAACGAAACAAAA
This is a messenger RNA of Hydra vulgaris (swiftwater hydra), 1778 nucleotides long. RefSeq names its product general transcriptional corepressor trfA. Lineage: Eukaryota; Metazoa; Cnidaria; Hydrozoa; Anthoathecata; Hydridae. The record is from RefSeq and is a predicted model, not a curated record.